UUUGGUUUAGUUUAAAGGUGAUGCUGUAACAUCUAAACUAAAACAGCUUUUAUAACCUCAGUUAGCAAACAAUGACGCCCGAAAAGUCGAUCAUGGAAAACCACAAGACAGUUUUCGUGCUGGACCACUCUCCUUUCUUCAACUACGGUUGCAACGAGCCGCACGAAUUCGAAUUUUCCAAAUCUCGUCCACAGCCGGGUAUUAUUCCGAUGGCGCCAAUUGACAAGUCCCUGUGGACUUCUUGCGUUGAAUCUGCCCUUGAGUACUGCAGAGUUGUGUGGGACAUCUACCCAAGUGGAAAAUUGAUUUCAUUCAUAAUUAGCGAUUACCAGGCUCACAGGCUGAGUAGUUGGAGUGUCACACAGCAGAAUUUGGCUCAUCUGCAUAACCAAUUAGCCUUGAUUGGAGCUCCUCAGCCCCCACCGACCAGGCCAGAUCACACUGCCUUCCACGGGUUGAAAAGUGCUGUGGAACUUCUCGCCCAGUGCUCUGAAAUGCAGCAUGAAAAGCGCACCUCGCUCACUGAAAACGCCUCCAAAGUGCAGAACAGAACCAGAGUACUGUGCAUGACUUCAGUCCGCGAUGAGCAGCAGCUCAGGUCAUACAUAGAGUACUUCAACACCAUGGUUAUCCACCAAAACAAGAUCGCCACAGGCUCUGACAACUUGAUUCCCAUUCAUCACUGUCAUCUAGUGCUGAUCAACGUUUGUCCCAAUGGCCAAUACUGCGAGAUCCGAGAUCAUCCACAAAAAGAUAUAAAUCCUGGCCUCACAGUUGAAACUAUCUCAGUUCAGGCUGGUUCGCUUUUGUCCAAUAGGCUCUCUAACUUGGUGUUAGCCCACUACAAUUUAGCAUCAACCACAGUAACUGGCAUUCCAAUGAAGGAAGAGCAGAAUGCAGGCUCUUCUGCAAAUUAUGACGUUGAAAUUUUCCACCCAGCGUCCUCUCAUCAAGCUAUUAUUGCUGGAACCUAUGAUACUUCCAUGAUCCGCACAAUCAAGGAAGGCGCCGAUUACGAGACUGUGACCCUAAAAUGGUGCACGCCAAGGGCUGCAGUUGAGCUGCAGCACUGCACCAUGAUGCAGAGGAUCACGCCAGUUGACAUCAACAGCCGGCCUUCCUUGUGUCUCACAAACUUCCUCCUCAGCGGCAGGUCGGUCAUGCUGGAAAUGCCGAGGAGGUCUGGUGGGAAGGUGAUGUCUCACUUGCUGGCAACGCAUGGCGGGGAGAUUUUCAUUCACACAUUGUCCACAACAAGGAGUGUCCUUGAAGAUCCUCCAUCCAUCAGCGAGGGAACUGGUGGUCGGGUCACGGACUACAGGAUCACAGAAUUCGGGUUGGUGAUGAAGGCAAACAAACUAAUGCCUCUGAAACGGCCAAAUAGCGAUUCCAUUGAAGAAUCACCCAUGUACCAAAUGAAGAAACGGUUGGAUAGAUUCACAAAGUACUGGCCCAUGACUAUUUCAAAAACUGUAAUCUUCAAUAUGAGAAAGAACUUGGACCCAUUAUUAACAUACAUUGCUGAAGAAGAGAUGACUGAGGAGCAAUUGAUGCAGUGUCAGCACGUGAUUUACAGUCUUGUCGGCUUGGAAUCAAAGCACGAGCCGCUCAGUGUAGCUCCAAUGGGACAGAAAGGGAAGGGACCGAAAAGGGAUGAGCUCUACAGCACAGUGUGGAAUGAGCUGGAAAAUUUUAUUAAGUUAAACUGCCACUCGGAGAACCACAGGAAGGUGCUGAACUGCUUACUUGAAUGCAGAAAUAAGCCUGACUUUUCAAAGGCCAAAAAUCGAGAGGACAAGGUGGAGCUGGACCAGGCGCUCAGAGAACUGGAACAAUUUGGAGGGUCAGACGAAGGAUACCAGCGUGCUAGUGUUAUCCGAGCAACAACAGAUUCUCCGAUGUCGCCACCUCUUCACUCUCAACACGCUCUUGGACCAUUCACCUCUCUCCUGGACAUCUGGGUGACUAAAGUCAAUGAAGAGCGAAGGAGAAAGAAACCAGACUUUUAUGGUCGAACCAUCACUCCAGAUGGCACGAUUGCUCGCCUGUAUCAAAACAUGAAGCAAGAUGGUGAAGAGGUUGAGAAGUAAUGUAUAUUUUGAUAUUAAAAGCAGUUGUGGUA
Cloeon dipterum is the source of this 2122-nucleotide messenger RNA. RefSeq names its product integrator complex subunit 13 asun (gene asun). The coding region runs from base 72 to 2090 and encodes 672 amino acids. Gene Ontology annotation, biological process: regulation of mitotic cell cycle; centrosome localization. NCBI's taxonomy places the organism in Eukaryota, Metazoa, Arthropoda, Insecta, Ephemeroptera, Baetidae. Gene Ontology annotation, cellular component: integrator complex. The record is from RefSeq and is a predicted model, not a curated record. The transcript has 10 exons.